This is a messenger RNA of Uranotaenia lowii, 2025 nucleotides long. RefSeq lists its product as uncharacterized. Bases 1 to 2025 code for a protein of 674 amino acids. The transcript is spliced from 3 exons. The record is from RefSeq and is a predicted model, not a curated record. Lineage: Eukaryota; Metazoa; Arthropoda; Insecta; Diptera; Culicidae.
AUGGCACCGGGCCCAAAUCCUGCCGGUGCCGUCGUUCGUAUCAUCCUCAUCUGUGACGAAAUUCCUAGAAAAAAUUGCCAAGGUGCCAAGCUAAACGCAAAAUCGCUGGACCCGACCAACGGCUACUGGGCUGAAGCCCUCCCGGCCAUGGAAACACCGCUGUGCGCGGUUCUGGAUCCGGUUCGAGACUUCCGUUGGCAUGCGCUGCGCUGUGGCGGUCCCGAAACGGCCGCCUUCCUCUGCGAACUACCAGUUCCCAACUGGGCUGCCGAUUGUACCAUCACCUCGCUUCCGUCGCUGACGGUCCAAUACUUGUCGGACAGUGGAGCGGUGCAACUGUCCCGAGAUUGCGGAGAGCAGGGAACUCGGCACAUGUCCUGCCAGGGCAAGUUGGAGCGAGAUGCCAUCAUGCAGCAGCUGCAGUGCAGCGAUGAGGAGCAGGAUCCUCUGGGGGCUCAAACAGUCGCAACCGAGAACAAUCAACUUCCGGUCGAAGGAUCGUCGAGCUUGGUAACGAGAAAGCCUCAGCAGCCGCAGCAGGUGAUGCCGUCGCAAAUUCUGGAACACGAUAUUUUGACGGUUGUUUCGAGCAACGAUGAGGACAAUAACAUUGACGUUAAUCCGAAUCAGAUCGAGGACACGGUUAAGAAUGUGAUCAAUAAGUUUAAUUUGGCGGAUCUGAUCCAAAGUGAGCAGGGUUUGCAUAGCGAAGAGAUGGGAGAAGCGGAGAAGGAGAGUAAGAAAGCGUUGGGAGGAAAGAAGUAUUCACCGCUAUAUGAAAAGAAGGAAAAAUUCGGCAAAAAGGGUAGCAAACAGGAUGAGGAUGAUGAGUUGAUGCAGGGAGAUCAGCCUGAUGAAACGGAAACGCAACCUAUAGAUAUUGUGCAACAAGCGGUUAAGCCAACAGAGGGAGAUUCCGAUGAGAAUGCUACGGCAGGUGGAUCCACGGAAGGAAUGAUGUCAACGCUCGGUGAGGUCAGCACUUCCGAGAGUACUACGGAAGAUUCUCGAUUGAGAAGAGCUACCGAUAGCGAAGUAGUGACUUCAAGUUCGACAACCGAACAGUCGACAACUAUCGAACCGAGUACAACAACCGAAUCGGCCACCAGUAGCACAACAUCGAGCCACAUUCUACCGACAACUCCGAAGAAAGAAGUCUCCUCGACCGGUGAUCAUUUCAUUCCACCGAUGUUGAUGGUCAAGGCACGAUUCAUAGCCACCAAACCUCACUCUGAAGUUGUUUCUUCGACCACUGAACUUGUUACGGAAGCUUCAGAAACUCCCAGCGUGAUUUCAGAAGUCUCGACGACAGAAGGAGUGAGUUCAGUGACCGUUGAACAUGUUACGGAUCACAAUGACAUCCCACUGUUAGAUAUAAAUGACAAGGAGUCAACUACGGAAGUUGUUGCUUCGACGAUGGAACCCGAAUCAACAACAGCUCAUCAAAUAGUCGAAAUAACCUUCGACGACAAAGAUAUAACCUCCAAAAUCGGCACCCUCAGUAUUACAACCAGGCCGUUUAUUGCAGAACAAACUAGUCUAUCCAUUGAAGACACUCCGUCAACAUCUUCAGUACAGAAUUUGACAACUCCGGAGCAACCCGUCGCAACAUCCACCAACACACCGGCAAUAGAAACAUCUACCGUAGUGGUCGCUUCAACGACUGAACUCACAUCUUCAACAACCACUACAACUUUAGCUCCUCCUAGUACAACUCAUCUCCCAACAACAACGACGACCACCACCAUUCCAACUACUACGGCCUCCAAAAAAACCCAACCCUCUCCAACCCCGGUGAUCCAGCAGCACUUCGAGCUGCAUCACGAGGAACACGAUCCGGAAAAUACCGACCAUGAGCUAUCCUCCAGCUCCGACGAGGAAGAACACGAACACCACCAGGAGCUGCACAAUAGUUUCUCCAACAUCGAAAACUACCAACCCUACAAACCGAAUCGACACCGAUCGCUAACCAAACCAGAGGUGCACAACAACCAUGGAAACUACAUCAAAAAGAUUCUGGGUUGA